AUGUUCCGCGUGCCCUCGUCCACACCACCCUCGACCCCCGGCCGCUCGUCGCGAUUCCGCGGGCCCACGACGACGCCCGCAGGCCCGCCGCCGCCCGACGACUUGCUCGGCGACUACGAGCCCACGUCGACCCCAGCCGGCCCGCCCCCGAUGAACAGCCUCUUCGGCGAGUCGCAGCAGCCCAGCUUUGCGCGCCCGGCCAGCUACGGCUUGGACGAGUCGUCCUACAAUGGUAGCUUCCCAGAGCGCUCUCCGCCGCGACACGGCCUGUUUGAAGGAACUGGCUCAGGACAUAUAGGUGCCACCACGUUCGGCAGGCCUGGCUCCGGCCACCGCAGCCGCCCCAACAGCCGCCCCACCAGCGGCGCCUUUGCCAACAGCUUCCGCAUCCCCAGCAGCCCGCCGCAUCAGCUGACCAGAGGCGCGGACGAGGCGGCCGACGACGACAUGGACGACAACAACGACAACUACGAGGAAGGAGAAGAGGACGACGAAAUGGACGACGACAUGGACGACGACAACGACGACGACGACGACGACUACGACGAAGACCGGCAGCUCGCGGCCUGGCCGAGGCCGAAGACGAACAGCCGCCUGUCGCAGUCUGUCAUCUCGCGCGCGAGCACAAACGACGUCGACCCAGGGCCAACCUUGGUGCAUGCAGGCCGGAAGCAGACGCACUUCGACCUCGUCGGCCUGGCCAAGGGCCUCGCACCCAACGUCGAGCCCGCAGCCCUGCAAGACCCAGACCACGCGAUACUGGACACAGAGCGCGUGCUGGAGAAGGUCAACGACUCGCUCAACUCGGACACGGCAGAGACGAGAGCCGCUGUGCUCGGGGACGCCGCCCGAGACCUGCUGUCUCUGUGGCAGGCUGCGUCGCGGAGCGCUUCCAAGGCCAGCUUGUCGUCGAGCCGCUCUGGAGGCGCAGCCGGACUCGCAAACGCCAGCCGUCUGGCCAGUCUCGUGCUCACCAUCCACCACCCUCCGCCUGUGGGCCACGGCCAGCAAUCGACCGCGCUGUCACUUGUUUCCCGGCGCGAAGCACCGCAGUACACAGCCGUACCGAAGCUGCUGCUCGACUGGCUGAACCACACAUACUCCGGCGUCUCUGAAGUCGAGCUGGUUCUGAAGGAGGUGCGCGGCUACUCGAGACACCACUCGUUCUGGGAAGCCGUGCAUGCUUCUGCAGUCCGCGGCAACUUCAGCCAGACAGUGCAGCUGCUUCUGGGCGCCAACCUAGAGGUCGCCGAGUCCGCGCAGACGGACGGCCUGGGCGAGACGGGCUACACAGGGGCAAACUUACGAUAUGCCAACGAAGCUGUUCGCUCCGCAGUGGACCUCCUUCGCGAAUGCCCGGCUGUUGUGUCGGAUGACUGGGACAUCAAGGGCCAAGACUGGACCAUUUUUCGAUCACGCGUGCAUCAGGUGUACAUGAAUCUGCAGGAGUUUGCAGAAGGCAACAGCGUGAGCCGACAAGGAAUCGCUGAUCACUUUCAAGCACCCCACUUCAACAUUACACAGUCGCAAGCCACCUUUCGGCUGAGCGUCGCGAGUCGGAGAGCAGAGAGCAGGGUGCCGUGGACCGUGUACGAGGAACUGCGCAGGCUGUACCAGCUUCUUCUCGGCAACGAGGAGGAGAUCCUCAACAUGUCAGCGGACUGGAUUGAAGCUGCCCUGGGUCUGGCUAUCUGGUGGAACGGCGAAGAGGAUGAUAUCGCUCCAGGCAGCUUUGCGGCCAGCCGCCGGUCACUGAUGCGCUCCCAGCGUGUUCGUCAAGUCGACGUCACACCGGUGACCGCCUACUGCCAGCGUCUGGCGUCUUCGUUUGCAGCCGUGGUUGAAAACAGCGACGACGAGUUCAGCGUCAACGUCACGGAUCGCUUCGAAGUCGGCGUCGCCUGCGUGCUGGACGACAACAUGGAGGGUGCGUUGUACAUCCUCCGUGGCUGGUCCCUCACCGCAGCCACCGCAGUCGCCGAGGUCGCCAACGCUGGGGGAUGGUACAAGCCAGCCGGCGGACUGCUGGGCGGCUUUGACCAGAGCGAUCUCAUGGUCCUGAGCUACAACGAACAACCACGAACCGGCGCCACGAAAGACGACCUGCAGAUCGCAUACUCCCAAGCUCUGUCGGCCAAGGGUACAUUGACCAGUCAAGACGGUCAGACGGUGAAAGAAGGCUGGGAGCUUGCCGUACAAGUGCUGUCUCGUCUUGACGACAGCAUCACAGCCUCGCAGCGCAUCGAGAACAUCAUCAACGGUUUGCCUCUCGACUCUGUCGAGCAGGUAGAUCGAAUCACUAGGCUGUGCUACGCCAUGAAUCUCAACGCGCAGGCCAUCAGCAUCGCACUCAAAUACGCCGACCACCUGCGCGCCAACACGCACAACUACGGCGACACGCUCCUCUACUACGCACGCGCACACUCGGCGCAGAAGAUUCAACAAGUCCUCCGCGUCCUUGUCGCGCACUGCCUGAUUCAAUCGAUAUCCUACCCUGCAGUCGCCGACCUCGACACCUCGCUGCGCUCUCUGAUCACAUCCCCAAAACAGACCCUCACCAAACUCGCAAACCAAGACACCGAGGCCGCGAGCAUCCUCUCCCAGCACCUCAGCGGGUACGCCACGAUCCGCAAGUUCUACGACCUGCGCGACUCCAGCCCGUCGCCAUCCGCAUCGCUGAAGCGGCAAGCCGCCGCCGCGCUGCUGGUAAUCAUCUCCUCAGCCGCAUCGUCCAUCCAAGGCGGAAUCUACGACGCGGACACGGAGACCGUCAUCGCCGUCGACGUCCUGCUGCCCCUGCUGGGCGAGAGCCUGGUCUUCCUCAACCAAGCCAAACGCGCACUCACCCUGAGACACCUGUACCAUCUCCUCGCUGCAGUCGAGGACUGGGCCACGAGCGGCGCGCUGGUGCAGGCGCAGUGCGAGGAAGUCCUGCGCACGACGCUCGCAGCCGCGCACGGCGACGCGCCGCCCAACCCGCACAGCGCGCUGCAAAAGUCCAUGUCGGGCCUGGCGGGCUCGUCGUUCUCGCUCAUCGGCAGCCAGGACUUCAGCCAGGACGGGCAGAGCGCGGAUUCGAGCGCCGUGCUGGUCAAGGGUGGCAAGGUCGAGGGUGCACGCAGGGGCUGGGAUUGGCGCGCGGGCUUCCCCAAGGGCGCAACGGGUGCCGAUCUGGUCAAGGUGCUGAGGCUCGGUGUCGCGAGGGAGAUUGCCAGGGCGUUUGCUGAGGGCGAAGUCACUGCUUAG
Messenger RNA from Didymella exigua CBS 183.55, 3246 nucleotides. RefSeq lists its product as uncharacterized. The coding region runs from base 1 to 3246 and encodes 1081 amino acids. Gene Ontology annotation, molecular function: structural constituent of nuclear pore. Gene Ontology annotation, cellular component: nuclear pore outer ring. Gene Ontology annotation, biological process: mRNA export from nucleus; protein import into nucleus; positive regulation of DNA-templated transcription. The record is from RefSeq and is a predicted model, not a curated record. The transcript has 2 exons. NCBI's taxonomy places the organism in Eukaryota, Fungi, Ascomycota, Dothideomycetes, Pleosporales, Didymellaceae.